AUGCCGCUUCCCGCAUCCAUCAACCUACUUCAAACCUCGAUCACCGAGCUCUCAUUGCUACUCGAUGCCGGCACAAUCACCUCAGUCGACCUCGUUGGCGCGUACAUUGACAACAUCGAGAAGAACAACAUAGCGGGUCUUGGCCUUCACGCGAUCAUCCAAGUUGCUCCGCUCGACUCGGUCUUCCAGAUCGCAGCAGUCCUGGACCAGGAACGACGAGAUGGAGCGAUCCGUGGUCCCCUACAUGGUAUCCCGAUCUUGGUGAAGGACAAUAUCGCGACUGCAUCCGAGCUGGGAAUGGCUACUUCUGCUGGGAACACCGCUUUGCUGGAGAGCGUGGUGUCUGGCGAGGCGGAGGCUAUCAAGAGGAUGAGGAACGCUGGCGCAAUCAUUCUCGCCAAGACCAACCUCACGGAAUUGAGCAACUUCAGAGGCAAAGGCUUACCUCACGGCUGGUCUGCCGUGGGCGGUCAGACGUCUUCCGCCUAUGUUCAGGGCGGGUACGCGAACGGCGGAGACCCUAUCGGCAGCUCGUCGGGCAGCGCAGUGGGCAUCAGCGCUGGAUUCGGAGCAAUCGGGCUAGGCACCGAGACCUUUGGCUCGAUCGUCAACGCCGCCAGCCGAGCUGCGCUCUAUUGCGUCAGGCCCACUACUGGCCUGAUCCCAAAUGAGGGCACCGUACCUGUCAGCUAUACUGCCGAUACCAUCGGUCCCAUGGGGUUCACCUCCACCGACGUAGCUAUUGUGCUAGACACGCUCGCGCAGACGGAUGGAAAGUACCUCCGUGCCGCUCGUGUACCCACGAUGGCAGGUUUGCAGAUCGGUCUCGUACGUCGCAACUUUCUAGACGAGGCCGACGGACGGUCCAUUCUCUCUCAGACCGACGUUGACGAAUCCAUUGGCGCCGUGUACUCGGCCGUAACGGCGAUGCGCCAAGCCGGCGCGGACAUCAACGACGUCAACAUGGACAUCAAUGCGGCUGAUUGUGACGAACUCCUCAGCAUCCAGUUCGCGAUCUGGCGGACCGAUAUCAAGGAGGAUAUGGCGGAGUACCUAGGACGGCCCAAGACGAGUCCCGUGCGGACCCUGGCGGAGCUGGUCGAGUGGAACUUAAAGCACGCUGCGGAGGAAUUGCCCCCAAAUGCGCCGAACCAGGACAUCUUCGUUCAAGCUCUCAACGCACCGCCCAGAGACUCGGACGAGUACCGGCUUCUCCAGGCUCGCGCGGCGGAUAUUGCGGUCAAGAGGGGACUCGACCUUAUAUUCGAAGAGCAUAAACUCGACGCAGCCAUCUUCGUUACUGAGCUGGGUAUACCUUAUGGUGCUGCCCCGCUCGGGAAUAGCAAGAACGGCGCCCCAUUCGGUAUCACCUUCGCCGUCAAACCGAACGAGGAGGAGAAGCUUAUCAGUAUCAUGUCUGAAUACGAAUCGAUCACCCCACAGCGACGGAUUCCUGAUCAUAUGUGA
Molecule: messenger RNA, 1467 nt
Organism: Dioszegia hungarica
Lineage: Eukaryota; Fungi; Basidiomycota; Tremellomycetes; Tremellales; Bulleribasidiaceae
Product: amidase signature domain-containing protein
Exons: 10
Coding region: 1-1467 (488 amino acids)
Source: RefSeq, a predicted model, not a curated record